Molecule: messenger RNA, 309 nt
Organism: Penaeus vannamei (Pacific white shrimp)
Lineage: Eukaryota; Metazoa; Arthropoda; Malacostraca; Decapoda; Penaeidae
Source: RefSeq, a predicted model, not a curated record
GAGUUCCAUCAGCAGAACCAACAGCAGAAGAAGUUCCUUCAGCAGUACCAACGGCAAGAGUUCCAUCAGCAUCACCAACUGCAGGAGUUCCUUCAGCACUGUACGAACAGUAGAAGUUCCUUUAGCAGUACCAACUGCAGAAGAAUUUCCAUCAUCAGCACCAACUGUGUUCCUUCACCAUUACCAACACCAGGACAACAGCAGGAGUUCCAUCAGCAGAACCAACAGCAGAAGGAGUUCCAUCAGUACCAACAGCAGGUGGAGUUCCAUCAGUGGCACCAACAUCAGCAGCACCAACUGCAGAAGUAG